Molecule: messenger RNA, 2855 nt
Organism: Orcinus orca (killer whale)
Lineage: Eukaryota; Metazoa; Chordata; Mammalia; Artiodactyla; Delphinidae
Product: DBIRD complex subunit ZNF326-like
Exons: 1
Coding region: 1064-1276 (70 amino acids)
Source: RefSeq, a predicted model, not a curated record
UCAAUAGUCAUGUUAAAUUCCUUUUUUUUUUUUUUUUUUGGUCUUUUCUCUUUUAAACUGGAACAAUCCCUCUGUUUUUCCAUAUCAAAGACUUUCUAAGGAGACUGGGUGUGAUGUCUUGAAGAACCUUCCUAUUUUUCAGAGUGUUUUUUGUUUGUUUUUUUUUCAAAUUUGAAAGACAUAAUGUCACAAGAACUGAGGAAAAUACCAUUUGCUUUUUCUUAGAUGAUUUUAAGUAUUAAUACAGAUGAAAGAAUUUUUAAAGAUGUGGACUAUCUUUGUUAGAAUAAUAAUUAAAGGUCUGCUUUUAUAUCCAUUAUUAAUUAAGGAGAGUCAAAGAGAAGUAAAGAGAUACAACGUUUUGUUUUUUUUUUAUAAAACGGUUUUUAUACCGUUUUCAUUACAUUUUUAUAAAACUGAGUUGUCAUUAUUUGUGCACGUAUGUGUUUGUGUGGGAAAACAUAGCCAGAUUCUACUUAACGUCCACAUCUUCUCUAACAAAAUAAAGCAAAAUGAAAAGCCACUUAGUUGUUUUUGUAAUGUGUUAGUGAGAACAGGAAAUGAAAGAAUCAUAUUAUCCCAUCAUAUUAUGUUAUAUCAUAAUCAUAUUAUAUUGUUAGUCCUUUAAAUGUAGCACUCUCAUUAUAAGCAGCUCUAAUCCUCUUAAUAUAUUAUGACUCAUUCAUUAUAACAAAUUAAGAAAGACAUGAGACACAAGAAUCUUUUCAGAUGAUUUCCAAACAGGCUUCUUUACCUAAUAUCCUUCAAUUGAGUUAGUUAUGAGUUUUCUGAUGGAAAAUAAGCCUAUUUCUGCUAGGUGUUUGUCAAAAUACUUGCAAAAUUUGUCAGUGGCCACCACCUUGACAACUGACAAGAAUAUCUUCCUGUCUCCUCCCUCCUUUCUCCUUUCUUCUUUUUUUUAAUGGAAAGAAUUUACUGUUAAAACUAUAUUAUAGGCUCUUGGUCGCGUUGACUGGCUGUGUGUAACCGCGGGUCACGGGCGCUCGCCUCCCACCACAGCUCAGCCCAGCGCCGCUGAGGCCGUCGGCCCCGAGCCUCCGCCAUGGACUUCGAGGAUGAUUACACACACUUUGCUUGCAGAAGUACUUAUCAGAGCUUUAAUGGAAUGGAUCAUGAUUAUGGCCCCGGAUCUUAUGGAGGGAUGGAUCGUGACUAUGGCCAUGGAUCCUGUGGGGGUCAAAGAUCCAUGGACUCCUACCUAAACCAGUCAUAUGGCAUGGACAGUCACAGUGGUGGUGGUGGGGGUAGCAGGUAAAUUGCUUCAUCACUUGGCCAAAUAAUUAGAUGACUGUAAGAUUCUGGAUAUUCUGAUUUCCUAUUCCUUAGGCAUGUGACGCUACUUGAACUUUGCUAUUUUAGAAUCACCUUAAACGUUGAAAGGUGUUAGUGGUUCUAAAAAUUAUCUCAGCAUCACUGGCAGACAUUAGGAAAAUCUCAGGAAAACCUUUAUCAUUUCAUUAUAAUAGAGUAAGAUUUUCUGUCUUUAGCAGUGAGCAUUUUUUUUCCUUCUUUACCUUUAACUGCUUAUCAAUCAGAAUGUCCUGAACAAAUGAUAUAAAAAUGUUAUUGGAAAUAUUAUUUGUGAAGCUUUUUGUUAUGAAUCUCCAAAAAUCUUUACUACUGUGGGGUACUCUAUAAAGCAGCAAAGCAGUCUUUGACUAGAAUGGGUUUAACUGAACCAGUCUAGCAACAUUCAAUUUCUAAGAAACAUUUAAAAUAGUUAUUCUUUUAAUUUUAAAGUAAGUUACAAGAGCAUAUUGUAAUAAUAAAAGUGUUCUUUAGGGCUUCCCUGGUGGUGCAGUGGUUGAGAGUCCGCCUGCCAAUGCAGGGGACGCGGGUUCGUGCCCCGGUCCGGGAAGAUCCCACAUGCCGCGGAGCGGCUAGGCACGUGAGCCAUGGCCGCUGAGCCUGAGCGUCCGGAGCCUGUGCUCCACAACGGGAGAGGCCACAACAGUGAGAGGCCCGCAUACCGCAAAAAAACAAACAAAAAACAACAACAACAACAAAAAAGUGUUCUUUAAAUCAUGUCUAGAUUAUUUAUUGGCAGGUACUGCUUAUACCAGAAACACUUGUGCUCUAGACUAGGAACAUUAUAUUAAAGCCAUGAGUAUGAUACCUUUGCUUAUUUUAAUGCAGUAGAAUUUAGAUUGUACUUAUGUUUCACUGUCAAUGCUGUGUAAAGCUUAAACCUAGUUGAACUCCUACAGGCUUUAGGGUUGACCACAUUUCAGGUCAAGGGGGGUCUACAGUUUGAGGCACAAAGAUUCCUACUAGAUAUAAGUAAAACUAGUUAGGAAACAUUUGAAAGUAUUGUCCUUCUUCAUAAAUUGAAGGAUCUGGAUUCCUUAAGGAUGGACCGAAAUGAUGCUUACUUUUCUUUUUUCUGCUUCAAGUGUGCCAUUAUGGUUUAUAGUAGAGAAAACUCAAGAAGAUAGAUACAACAAUUUUGUUUACGUGAUAGAUGUUUUGAAAAAUGUAGUUGAAAAGAGGAAUAAUUUUUACAUGGUUACUAGGAUUCAGAAGUAAAUAGUACCUUCUAUUUAGUGAUCUGUAAAUAAUUGAGGUAAUGUAACACAUUUAAAUGUUUUACCAUAUCUCUUCCUGCCCUAUUACAUUGUAAAUGUAACGUGCGUAAACUAUGUAGAUGUUAUCAUUUAUCUCGUGUAAUUGUGGGCCUUUAUAAAACGAUGUUGUAAGUUAAAAAAAAAAAAUCUAUAUUAUAGGACUUAUUUUUUACCCGAACUAAGAUAUAUAUAUCCCAUAAAAACUAAAGGAAGUGGGAAAUCUUCAAUAUAAAAAGUAUACAAUUUUAUGUGGGAUAAAUAUAAAUCCAA